AUGGUGGACGACGACUACCUGCUGACGAACGAAGCGUACGUAGUGGUGGACGUCAAGUACUCGAUGAAGGACAAGCGCUCAGUGGUCGACAAGAACCCGAUGAUGGACGAGCUCUCGCUGACGGACAACUUGCUGACGGACGAGCACUCGUUGAUGAACAACUACGCGGUGGUGGGCAACUACCCGAUGAACUCACCGGUGGACAAGCACUCGUCGGUGGACAAGGUGAACAAGUACUUGGUGGCGGCGGACCCGUACACGGUGACGGACUACGAGGACGGUAACUUCAACUACGCGUACACCAACUACACACAACUGGAUCCAGCGGAUCUGGAUCCAGGCGACUGCUCAGUCUUGGAUUUGCUCGGUGUUGCUCUCGGACGAAUGCCGGAAGCAGAACAAGGACGCGGUGACGAAGCAGCAGACUCAGCCAGUGUCCAAGGGCGAAUCAACACGGUCGGCGCACGCGAUAGUGCGUCGUCACGAGACUUCGCUUCAGUGGGCUCGAACCGAGGCGCAGCGCUGACGAAGUGCUGCGAUUGCGUUGAUGAGCUGGAGUGGAUUCCUGUGGAGUUUGCUGACUUUGUUCGUGGAGUUGGAGUGGACGUGCUGGUGAAGGACUUUGAAGGCGAGCGAAUGCGACGAGCUGACGGGUGGCGAGGUGAUGAGUCGAAAGCACAGAUUGAGUAA
Molecule: messenger RNA, 690 nt
Organism: Phytophthora sojae
Lineage: Eukaryota; Oomycota; Peronosporomycetes; Peronosporales; Peronosporaceae
Exons: 5
Coding region: 1-690 (229 amino acids)
Source: RefSeq, a predicted model, not a curated record